GCGCGCGAAGCUGGAGACUGGAGCGGAAUGUACAAGCCUAAAGGAACUACACUCCCAGACUUCCUUGCGCAAGUGACCAGCAAGCAGCGAGAGAAAGAGAAGCGAGGUUGAACUUGGACUACAACUCCCACUAGGCCCCGCGUCGUCCGCCCUUUCCUUUCAAAACACGGAGGAAAAGGGAAGGGACGAAUGGACGCUUCUGAGUGCUCGUUUCUCAAAAGGCGGGAAAGGCGAACUACACCUCCCGGCGAGCUGCGCGCGCUUGCGCCUGCGCUCUGGUAUCUGUCGCCAUCUUGCCCCUUCUGAGGCACCGCAAACAAACCUAAUUCCUGGUGUCCCCUAGUCUUGGCGGAGGAGCCUUUUAGAUGAGCCCCGAAAGGCCGGGCAGGGAGGACAAGCUCUUUGGGGCUACCAAACAGAAGCAGCAAUGCCUGUUGUUUGGCCAACCCUUUUGGAUCUCAGCAGGGAUGAAUGCAAACGGAUUCUUCGAAAAUUGGAACUGGAGGCAUAUGCUGGAGUUAUCAGUGCACUUCGGGCACAAGGGGAUCUCACCAAGGAAAAGAAAGAUCUUCUUGGAGAACUCUCAAAAGUCCUUAGCAUCUCAACAGAGCGCCACCGUGCUGAAGUUCGGAGAGCAGUAAACGAUGAACGGUUAACAACAAUUGCACAUAAAAUGAAUUUAUCCUUAUAUUUGGGUGAAAGACCAAGUUACAGUAUGUCUGGACCUAAUAGUUCUUCAGAGUGGUCCAUCGAAGGACGUAGAUUGGUACCACUGAUGCCCAGGCUGGUUCCCCAGACUGCCUUCACUGUAACAGCAAAUGCGGUGGCCAAUGCAGCUGUCCAGCACAAUGCAUCCCUUCCUGUGCCUGCAGAGACAGCAAGCAAAGAAGUAGUGGUUUGCUAUUCCUACACAAGUACCACGUCUACCCCAACCUCUACCCCUGUUCCAAGUGGCAGCAUAGCAACGGUUAAGUCUCCAAGACCUGCCAGUCCCGCCUCCAGUGUAGUUGUCUUGCCAAGUGGAAGUACUGUUUAUGUCAAAAGUGUUAGCUGCUCAGAUGAAGAUGAAAAACCCAGGAAACGCAGACGAACAAACUCGUCUAGCUCCUCUCCUGUUGUUCUGAAGGAAGUUCCAAAGGCUGUUGUUCCGGUCUCAAAGACGAUCACUGUGCCUGUGAGUGGAAGUCCCAAGAUGAGCAACAUUAUGCAGAGCAUUGCCAACUCCUUACCACCCCACAUGUCACCUGUGAAAAUAACUUUCACCAAACCAUCAACACAGACAACAAACACAACAACACAGAAGGUUAUUAUAGUGACCACAUCACCAAGUUCAACCUUCGUGCCCAACAUUCUCUCCAAAUCCCAUAACUAUGCAGCAGUCACUAAGCUUGUACCAACAUCAGUCAUUGCUUCCACGACGCAGAAGCCACCUGUUGUUAUAACUGCAUCCCAGGCCUCUCUGGUCACCAGUAGCAGCAAUGGCAACAGCAGUUCUACGUCAUCCCCAAUUUCUAGUACAGUUGCAGUAACAGCGGUGGUAUCUUCCACCCCAUCUGUGGUCAUGUCAACAGUAGCACAAGGUGUAUCUACAUCAGCAAUCAAAGUGGCAUCAACAAGACUUCCUUCCCCCAAAAACAUAGUGAGUGGCCCUACCCAGAUUCUUGCACAGUUUCCUAAACAGCAUCAGCAGUCUCCUAAGCAGCAGUUACAGCAAGUGCAACAACAGACACAGCAGCCAGUCGCCCAGCCUUCCUCAGUGUCUCAGCAGCAGCAGCCUCAGCAGUCACCAUUGCCCCCUGGUAUCAAACCUACCAUCCAGAUCAAACAGGAGUCAGGUGUUAAAAUCAUCACACAGCAGGUUCAACCAAGUAAAAUCUUACCCAAACCAGUGACUGCAACUCUACCCACCAGUAGCAAUUCCCCAAUUAUGGUGGUUAGCAGUAAUGGUGCAAUAAUGACAACUAAACUGGUAACCACUCCUACCGGUACUCAGGCAACCUAUACCCGGCCAACAGUGAGCCCAUCCUUAGGUCGUGUAGCCACAACCCCUGGAGCUGCAACCUAUGUGAAAACUACCAGUGGUAGCAUCAUCACUGUAGUACCCAAAUCAUUAGCUACCUUGGGAGGCAAGAUAAUUAGCAGUAAUAUUGUUUCUGGAACGACUACCAAAAUCACUACAAUCCCAAUGACUUCCAAGCCCAAUGUGAUUGUUGUACAAAAGACUACAGGAAAAGGAACAACCAUUCAAGGCCUCCCUGGAAAAAACGUUGUCACCACAUUGCUAAAUGCUGGAGGAGAAAAGACUCUUCAGACAGUGCCGACUGGAGCCAAGCCAGCUAUCAUUACUGCUACAAGACCUAUCACCAAAAUGAUUGUAACACAGCCCAAAGGAAUAGGUUCCACGGUACAGCCAGCAGCUAAAAUCAUUCCAACAAAAAUUGUCUAUGGACAACAAGGGAAAACACAGGUUCUCAUUAAACCCAAACCAGUGACAUUUCAAGCUACAGUUGUUAGUGAACAAACAAGGCAGCUGGUUACAGAAACAUUACAGCAAGCAUCCAGGGUAGCAGAGGCCGGUAAUUCAUCUGCUCAGGAAGGAAAAGAAGAACCACAGGGUUACACAGACAGUAGUUCUUCUUCCACAGAGUCCUCCCAGAGUUCUCAAGAUUCCCAGCCUGUAGUUCAUGUAAUUGCUUCCCGGCGUCAGGAUUGGUCAGAACAUGAGAUUGCAAUGGAGACUAGCCCCACCAUAAUAUAUCAGGAUGUAUCCAGUGAAUCACAAUCAGCUACUUCAACAAUCAAAGCUCUGUUAGAACUCCAACAGACAACAGUAAAGGAAAAAUUGGAAUCUAAACCAAGACAACCCACUAUUGACUUGAGUCAAAUGGCAGUACCUAUUCAGAUGACCCAGGAAAAGAGACAUUCUCCUGAGAGUCCAUCCAUUGCUGUGGUAGAGUCAGAACUAGUUGCUGAAUACAUCACCACGGAACGCACUGAUGAGGGGACAGAGGUUGCUUUUCCCCUUCUAGUCAGCCAUCGUUCCCAGCCCCAACAGCCUUCCCAGCCCCAGCGGACCCUGCUCCAACAUGUGGCUCAGUCACAGACUGCGACACAGACUUCGGUGGUAGUAAAGUCCAUCCCAGCGUCUUCCCCUGGAGCAAUCACCCACAUCAUGCAGCAGGCAUUAAGCAGUCACACUGCUUUUACCAAACACAGUGAGGAACUUGGAACUGAGGAGGGUGAGGUCGAAGAGAUGGACACAUUGGAUCCUCAGACAGGUCUGUUUUACCGCUCUGCCCUGACACAAUCGCAGUCAACUAAACCUCAGAAACUUAGCCAGCCCCAGCUGGAACAGACUCAGCUGCAAGUGAAAACUCUGCAGUGCUUCCAGACCAAACAGAAGCAGACCAUCCACCUGCAGGCCGACCAGCUCCAGCACAAACUCACACAGAUGCCCCAGCUCUCCAUCAGGCAUCAGAAACUGACUCCUCUCCAGCAGGAACAAGCACAGCCCAAGCCAGAUGCACAGCACACACAGCAUACUGUGGUGGCCAAAGACAGGCAGCUUCCUACCUUAAUGGCACAGCCCCCGCAAACUGUAGUACAGGUGCUUGCCGUGAAAACCACACAGCAGCUUCCUAAACUGCAGCAAGCUCCGAACCAACCAAAAAUCUACGUGCAGCCCCAAACUCCCCAGAGCCAGAUGGCACUCCCCACCUCAUCAGAGAAACAGCCUGCAAGCCAGGUGGAGCAGCCAAUUAUAACCCAAGGAUCCUCUGUUACAAAGAUAAUAUUUGAGGGGCGCCAGCCUCCCACAGUUACAAAGAUAACUGGUGGCAGUUCUGUUCCUAAGCUGACAUCACCAGUUACAAGCAUAUCUCCCAUUCAGGCCUCUGAGAAGACAGCAGUGUCAGACAUUUUGCAAAUGUCUUUGAUGGAAGCUCAGAUUGAUACAAAUGUAGAACAUAUGGUAGUGGAUCCCCCAAAGAAGGCUCUAGCCACCAAUGUGCUCACUGGUGAGGCAGGAGCUCUACCCUCCGCCCAUGUGGUGGUGGCAGGGAUGACGAAAUGUAGAGAGUCCUGUUCAAGUCCAUCUGCUGUUGGCCCUCCCCUAACGACCAGAAAAAUCGAAGCAGCAGGAGUGCCUACGACAGGCCAGUUCAUGCGUAUUCAGAAUGUAGGCCAAAAGAAAGCUGAAGAGAGCCCAACAGAAAUUAUCAUCCAGGCCAUUCCCCAGUAUGCUAUUCCUUGUCACUCCAGCUCCAACGUGGUGGUGGAGCCCAGUGGGCUUCUUGAGUUGAACAACUUCACCAGUCAGCAGCUAGAUGACGACGAGUCAGCCAUGGAGCAGGAUGUGGACAGCAGCACGGAGGAUGGGACUGAGCCCAGCCCCUCUCAGAGCGCUGUAGAUCGGUCCUAGUGUGCAGACGCCGCAGUGCACUUUAGCUCCUGCUUGCUUACCAAAUGUCCAGGGAAACUUAAAAUUUGUUAUAGUAAAAAAAAAAAAAAAAUGCACUUUGCUCAUACUUAGGCUGGGGACCUAGAAAUACAGUGUUUGAAUGAGAUGUUGCUGCAGGAGCAGCAUUUUAACAAGAUUAAACUCACAGAGGAAUGUACUUUAAAAAAAAAUAGAAAAAAAAAAAAAAGCAAAGGAAACGACACACCCCACGGAGCCUUGGCACCUUGUGGGUGCUAAGCAGGGAGAAGAGACUUUCCUGUGCGUGGUUCUCGGCUGCUUUCCACUGAGCAAAUGCCACCAGAGAAUAUUAAAAGCAAAAGGAAGGAAAAUAUGAAGACUUUGUAAUUUUGAAAUGAUGUAUUUGAACAGUUUUUUAAAAAUCGUGUUUGUUUUUGCAAAUCCCUGGAAAUGUUGAUUUGGCUAACAUUUUACAUUUGCUCAGUUCAUGAUUAGUUUAUGAAUACUUAGGAAAGUUCUGGCAUUAAAGAAUCCUUGCUGGAGGGUAAACAUCAGAUUGCAGACCGGGAAGUGUUUGGGGUGGCUUGUACAUGUGCUCCUUGGUUGUAUACUAAUUUAUUGUGGUGUUCCACACUUGUCUAUUUAUUUAAUGUAAAUGUUUUCAAGCAGGCCAAAUCCCUUCUACAUGUCCUGGGAAGCUGGAUCGCCUGGCCUUCCCACCUCCCCCCAGCCCCCCUUUAAGAAGAUGAAUUAGAGGAGGUUUGGUCAGGAAGCAGAGGAAAAGACAUUUCUAGCCCAAAGGAAAUGUUCAGUCGUGUUAAUGAAAAUGAACUCCUCACUCAUUUGAUGCUUUCUCAACACCGAAGCUGCACAUCGUGUUGGACUGAGACUUUGAAAACAGCUUUUACUUACCUUGGUUUAAAUCCUUUGAAAUGUAUGAAAAUGUUCACUUACAGUUCUAAAUGUAAUAUUUUUAAGUUUUUACUUUUUUAGGGUGCAGUUUGUCUAUAUUCUGGUGUGGUCUUGUGAUUGCUGUCUAUCACAAGUAGAGUGAAGGGUAAGGGAUGGGAGGGGAAGAAUUUUGACAAGCUGUGGCAAAGGAAACAAUACUUUUCAUUUUUAAAAAGUGUAAAUAGAAAAGUUUUUAACGGUUUUAUAUGAAUUUCACUAUAAAUAAGCAUUUUAAGACUGACAAAUGUUGAACUGUAUAUACAUUUAUCAGCAUAACUGCCCAAUUUUUGGUGCUGAAGUACUGUAAGAUUUUAUCAAUAUCAUCCUAAUUUUUGCAUCUACACUUGGGAGAAGGAGCUGAGAUGCUAUAGUUAAUCACUCACACAAGCGGGACACUAAAAUUCUCAGCAGGAGCAUCCUGAGACACCUUGUCCUCAUGUUUACUAGGCCAAAGUUACCCAUAGAUGGAGCUAUUGGAUAGCAUUUUAUUGUACAGAUGUGUUUCAACCACUUUGUGAUUGUUCCUAGCUAAAAAAAAAUUUUAACUUCUCUUGGGUCAUAGACAUCUUUAAGAAUCUGAUUAAACUAUGAACUCACCAAAAAAAAAAAAAAAAAAACCCACAUGCCAGUACACGUGUUAAGAUUUUGCAUACAAUUUUAGGGCCUUCUGAGCUCCCAAGACCAUCCAUGUAUUCCAGGUCAAGCCUUCUGUUAUGGUCAGUCCAUUACUUACAGGUGUAAGUUUUUAUUAAAUAAAAUUUGAUUACACAUGGAUCAGGAAAUAAGAACAAACUUGAAUAAGUUCCAUCUCUACUAUCAGCAUACCAUGCCCGUGUCUCUCUGAGAAUUUAGCCUCACUGUGCUCCAGCAGCUUAAAUGACAAAUGAGUCUACUUUAGUCUGCAUUUAAACAUUCAUAUGUGCAUAUAUAUACACACACACAUACAUGAAUUAUCAAGUAAGAUUUAAUUGUUUCCCUUUGAAUGGUUCUAAUGCCAAUUAGAGCAUGAUUUGUUGUUGUUGUUGUUGUUGUUGUUGUUGUUGUUUUGAGACAGGGUUUCUCUGUAUAGUCCUGGUUGUCCUGGAACUCACUCUGUAGACUAGGCUGGCCUUGAACUCAGAAAUCUGCCUGCCUCUGCCUCCCAGAGUGCUGGGAUUACAGGCAUGUGCCACCACCUCCCGGUAGAGCAUGAUUUUAUGAGCAAAUAAUAUUUAUUCUUCUUACGUGCCAGGUAAGGCUCUAGGCCACCAAGGACAUUACAGUGAGGACAUGGAAAAUCCUACCCAGAUGGAGCUUACAGUCAGGGCUUCCUGCUGAUGAAAGAAGGGGGAAAAACAAUUCUGGGAGUUCUUCCUCUUCUUUAAUUGGCACAUGUUCAGUGUAUGUAGUAGUUUUGUCUGUGUAUGGAGGACAGAGACCAAUCCUGGGGCUGUUGCAUAGAAGCCAUCUUCCUAGUUUUGGGUUGUUUUUUUUUUUUUAAUUACAUUUUUAUGUAGUGUGUGUAUGUGUGUGUGUGUGUGUGUGUGUGUUCAUUAUGUCUAUAUGCAUAUGCAGGCUGGAGGACAACUUACAUGAGUUGGCUCUCUUACUAUCUGGGUCAUGGGAAUUUGACUCAGGUACCAGGCCUGGAAGCAGGUGGCUUUACCCACUGAAGCAUCUUGCUGGUUCCCCACCUUGUUUUUUGCAACAGGGAUCUAGAACUUGCUGAUGAGUAUAGACUUGCUGUCUAGAUAGAUUAGCUGCCUAGCAAGUCCCAGGAGCUGCCCACUUCCCCAGUGCUGGGGUUAUACGCACAAGUCAUGGCCUGGCUUUUCAUGUGAGUAUUUGUGUGGCAAGUGCUGUACUGAUCUAUCUCCCCAGCCCAGCACUGGGUUUCUUAGACAUUUUUGUGUAAGCAUUUUCUUUGACCACAUUCCCCAGGUUCCCUCCAACCCUUAUUUUACAUGUAUGAGUGUUUGGCCUAUACAUGUCUGAUGCAUCAUACACAUUCAGUGCCCAUGGAUUCCCUGGGCCUGGAGUUACAAACAAUGUGAGAUACCAUGUGAGUGCUGGGAAUUAAAACCAGGCCCUGUUCGAACAGCUGCCACAGCUCUAGAUGACUCUUAACUACUGAGCCAUCUCUCCAGUCCCUUUCUUAAGUGGAUUGACAGUGACAGUGAGAACGUGUCUGGAUCCAUCCUUAGACAUGCUUUUGCUGAAGUUGAUAGCAUUUCUUUGUUUUAUGUUUAAGUCCAUAAAAGUAAUUGUAAGCUAUCUCUGAAGAAUAUUUAAAGAUAACGAUGCACUUCUGCAAAGCCAUUAGAAUUCUGUUCAUCAUUGAAGAUUUGGUUUUGAGUUGGAGAUGUAGCUCAGUAGAGUGCUUGCCUGGAAUGCACAAAGCUGAGUUUGAUUCUUAGCACCACAGAAAAACUAGGCAAGGUGGCAGAUGCUUAUAAUUCCAGUUCUUGGGAGGUAGAGGCAGGAGAAUGAAAAGCCACAGUCAUCCUCUGCCCCUUAAUACAUUUGACCUCAAAUGUAUUAUCUCAAAAGAGAUUUGGUUUAAAGUAAACUAAUAAAUACCUACUAUUGCAGGUGUACCUUAUAGUGAAUUUUAAAGACUUUUUAUUUUUUAUUGUUUUUGAAACACGUGUCAUGUUACUAUGUAGCUUUGGCUGACCCGGAAAUCACUGUGUAGACAGGCUAGCCUUGAACUUGCAGAUAUCCAGGUUUCCUGAAUACUCAGGCCAUGUACUUAACACACAUAAUGUGUGUGGCUCCAUGAUUUCUAGGCUUUUUCACAGAUAGGGCACCUAUUACCAAAAUCAACUUUAGAACAUUUUCAUCAGUCAGUAAAAGAAACUGCCUCAGACAGCCACUUCUCUAGCCCUGGGGCACCAUCAUCUUUCUGUCCCUGUGCACUUCCUGCUCUGGGUCCUUCGUUUGAAUGGAAUACUGUAAAUGCUCUUUCAUGAUGGCUUUCACUUGGUGUCAUAUCUCAAGACUCAUCAGUGCUUCCUUAUGGCUGUUCCCACACAUGACUGCAUCACUGUAAAAAUCAUUAGCUGAUGGACACGUGUUGUUUUACUUCUUGGCUUCCUUGAGCAUAUGUUGCUGCAAACUCUUGUGCACAAAUUACGCUUAGGUUUCAAUUCUCCUGAGUAACUACCUUUGACCUUUUAAGGAACUGCCAAAAUUGUUUGCCACGGAGACCAGGUGUUUUGCAUUCAGUCUAGCUGUGCAUGAGGGCCUCUUACCAACACUUGCUAUUGGCUCUUCUAAUGUAGGCUCCCUAGUAUCUGUAGUGGUACCUCAUUGUGGUUAUGACACAUUUCCCUGCUAGCUAGUGAUGAACAGUUUUUAUGAGCAUCUUGCUCAUUGGUUUGUCUUUGGAGAAGUAUCUCUUCGGUCCCUUCAGUGGUUUUAUAACUUCAAUUGGGAAUGUGUGAAGUAUUAGAAGUAUUACUACUAUUAAAAGGAAAGUUAUUCUUCACAUCAUCAUUAAAAAUUGUUUUGAGUUGGCUCUAGUUCUUCCUCUCUGAUGCAGCAUAGCUUGACAUUCUUAAACUGUCUUAGAAUUAAAAGCUUGCUCUUUAAAUGCAUUGCUUUCUAUGGUUCCCAUAGUAGGCUGCUUGUGUGGAGGGCAGCAGGAAACAGAGCAAGUACAAAGGAAGCAGGGCUGUGUUUAGAACCCUCUUCUGGUUAUUGCGUAUAUGAACUUGAGUCAGUCACUCUCCAUUUCCAUAACAGGAAGUCUAACCUCUGGGACUCUUGAAGGCUGGACCAACAGUAAUGUAAAAAUGCCAGGCAAGGAGUUAGGUGUUGGAUAUGUUUUGAGUAGUCAUGCCAUUCUAUUAGUCAACACGGGCUUGAGAAGUUAAAGGUAAAAGAGCUCACAUUGAAUGUGAAUGGAAUUGCCCUGAGUCAGGCCUCACCGCUUUCUCCGGAAGGACAUGUUUGUUCCGCCUAAGAAGACUGGCCCUUUGGGAGAGCAGAGGGACUUGACCAAGGAACAUUCUGAAGCCUCCCACAGAGGUCCUUGAUUCAGGGCUUUUUGUUGGUUUGUUUGUUUUUUAAGGUUUUACAAAUCUAUAAGAGGAAGUAUAGGCAAGACCUUUUCCCAGAAAGGCUAGUGAAAAGUUGACUGCCUCUGCUUUGUUGGUUUGCAAGCUUCGGUGUUGUACUGUACAUUGAAAAGAAACAGGCACAGAUUUGGACUCGUGGGAAAGCUCAUAAUGCAGGCGAGCCUGGGCUUGAGCUCUGAUAUGCCACUUUGACUUAAGCUCUGAAAGAAUGAAGAGUGUAGAGGUUGGAGUUCUUGCCCUGUGUUACCUGAGUCAUGCAAGAAGACUUUGCUAUAUACACAAGUUGCCAUGGUUCUUUGUAGGAGCCUCCAUUUCCUUCUCUGCCAUAUAUCCUUGGAGAUGUCGAGCUUGGGAAUGUCAGUUGAAGGUGGGGGUACCGCAGACUUUGGGAGUUUCAAGGUAGUAAAGGAUUCGUGAGAAUCAGAACUACAGCUUAAUGCAGUAGGUGGUAAGAAUGGUAAUGGAGAAAUACUGAGUACCUGUAAGUGGGGCUGCUACAGAAACUGUCCUGCAGACAUUUCCAUCUAAAGGAAAAGUAAGGAGUUAAGCAAAGAGGAGGAGCUAUCCAGGGACAACCAAACCCAAAGACAGUGUGGUGAGAGGAGAAAGUGGAGGUGGGAUUGUGAUGAUGGCAUGUGUCUGUCUGUGUCUGUGUGUCAUUGGGAAAUCAGAAGACUCCUAAGGUACCAGAGCUGGCAGUAAACUAAUUUGAUCACAAUAUUUUUUUUGGUGUGUAAGAAAAUGGCAUUUCUUGAUGUCACCUUCAGUUCCUUAGAUCAUUUUUAAAACCUUCAGUGGUUCUGUAAAAUAGUCAUUUAAAUCUGACCUUUGGGGCUCUUAGCCAAAGCCACUACCACUGUUCUAUCUAGAUCUGUAUCCCAUUUUGCUGGUUCUGUGCAGCUGAAGUUUCUCCUGCCUCCAGCAGACUCAGCUGGAUUCCUCCUCCAUUCUUUUUGUCUUGUGUCAGUAACUUUUUGUUUGAUGUCCUUAUCUGGCUUUGAUAGUGUAAUUGAGCUUCAUCAAAUGAAUUAGGAAGUUACUUUUUGGAACAGUUUGAGAAGGAUUAGUGUGGAUUCUUUUUAAGUAUUUUUUAUAAUCUAUCAAUGAUGACAUCUGGUCUUAAUUAUUUUUUUGAGCGGUUUGGUUAGUGAGUCAAACUUUUUAUAGCUCCUUUAGUCUUCCCCCAUCAAUUUCUGUAAUUUGUGUAAUUUUCCCCUUUGAUCUGUAAGAGGUCUGUUGAUGUGAAAUUGUUCCUAGUAUUGUUUUGAUCUUUUCAGCUUUUGUAGGAUUACAAUAGUGUCUACUUUCAUUCUUUAAGCUUGGCUUUUUCUAUAUCACAUAAAAUUUGGUAUUUUGUAAUUUCAUUGUCUGUAGGUAUUUUCUAUAGUCCUUUGUGAUGUAUUUGACCUGUUGGUUAACAGUGUUGGUUAACUUUGUUUCCUCAUUUGUGGAUUUUCCAAUUUUCCUGAUAGUGACAAUCAGGUUGUACAGCUUGGAGGGAAGUCCCUUUACCCACUGAGACAUUUUUCUAGAACAUUUAAAUGUGUCCUUUUUAUUACUAUGGGAGUUAUAUUUAAUGUUUUAAAUAUGUAGCAGUCCAUUUUGAAUUAAUACCAACUUAACUUCAGAAGCCUAUAAAAUCCCUGUUCCUAUAUAACCAUUCCUCUCUUUAUGUUGUUACAAAAGUAUAUUUUUAUGUACCUAAUAACAGAUUUAUAAUUGUUUUUAUACAUUCAUAUACAUGUUUUAAGUCAUGUAAGUCAUUGUCUUUUAAACCUGGGAUGUGCUUUUGAAUAUCUGCCUCC
Apodemus sylvaticus (European woodmouse) is the source of this 11234-nucleotide messenger RNA. RefSeq names its product EMSY transcriptional repressor, BRCA2 interacting (gene Emsy). NCBI's taxonomy places the organism in Eukaryota, Metazoa, Chordata, Mammalia, Rodentia, Muridae. The record is from RefSeq and is a predicted model, not a curated record. Gene Ontology annotation, cellular component: nucleoplasm. The coding region runs from base 428 to 4420 and encodes 1330 amino acids. Gene Ontology annotation, biological process: regulation of DNA-templated transcription. The transcript has 22 exons.